UCAUCCACCUCACCACCAUUUGACACAAAAGGACAAUGGCCAGAAUAUGCUUCCUGCUGUUCCUCUCUGUGGCCACCAGAGGGUGGAGCACAGAGGAGGAAUCAGUCUGUACUGGCCAGUGGACCUCUCCCCGGCACUCUUCCUACCCUAGAAGCUGCAAGGAAAUCAGGCAGCGCUCCCCUGUAGCGCGAGAUGGCCUGUAUUUCCUCCGCACCGAGGAUGGGGUCGUCUACCAGACCUUCUGUGACAUGACCACUGACGGGGGCGGCUGGACCCUGGUGGCCAGUGUGCACGAGAACCACUUGGCCGGGAAGUGCACGGCGGGCGAUCGCUGGUCCAGCCAGCAGGGCAACAGGAAUGACUACCCAGAGGGCGAUGGCAACUGGGCCAAUUACAACACCUUUGGGUCAGCAGCAGGGGCCACCAGCGAUGACUACAAGAACCCCGGCUACUACGACAUCCGGGCCAAGGACCUGGGCAUCUGGCACGUGCCCAACAAGUCCCCACUUAAGAGAUGGAGGAGCAGGGCCCUGCUCAGGUACCGCACCAACAGCGGCUUCUUCCAGAACCUGGGAAAUAAUCUGUUUGGCCUCUACCAGAGAUACCCAGUGAAGUAUGGAAUAGGCAAGUGCUGGACGGACAACGGCCCUGCUAUCCCCGUGGUCUAUGACUAUGGUGACGCCAAGAAAGCUGCAUCUUAUUACUCCCCACUUGGUCAGGAGGAAUUUGUUGCUGGAUUUGUCCAGUUCAGGGUGAUUAAUAGAGAGAGAGCAGCCAAUGCCCUGUGUCCUGGGAUGAGAGUUACUGGCUGCAACACUGAACAUCACUGCAUCGGUGGAGGAGGCUUCUUCCCAGAGGACAGUCCCAGACAAUGUGGGGACUUCUCCUCCUAUGAUUGGAGUGGAUAUGGAACCCAAGUUCACUGGAGCAGCAGCCGGAGCAUAACGGAGGCGGCCGUGCUCCUGUUCUACCGGUGAGGGCUCUGUGCUGGGAGACUGACCCAGCUCCUCACCCCAGAUGCUCAGAGAUGG
Molecule: messenger RNA, 1031 nt
Organism: Talpa occidentalis (Iberian mole)
Lineage: Eukaryota; Metazoa; Chordata; Mammalia; Eulipotyphla; Talpidae
Product: intelectin-1-like
Exons: 9
Coding region: 36-977 (313 amino acids)
Molecular function (GO): oligosaccharide binding
Source: RefSeq, a predicted model, not a curated record